Molecule: messenger RNA, 1122 nt
Organism: Boleophthalmus pectinirostris (great blue-spotted mudskipper)
Lineage: Eukaryota; Metazoa; Chordata; Actinopteri; Gobiiformes; Gobiidae
Gene: dynll2b
Product: dynein, light chain, LC8-type 2b
Exons: 3
Coding region: 567-836 (89 amino acids)
Biological process (GO): cilium assembly; microtubule-based process
Cellular component (GO): cytoplasmic dynein complex
Molecular function (GO): dynein light intermediate chain binding; dynein intermediate chain binding
Source: RefSeq, a predicted model, not a curated record
AGGGACCAAAGUUUGAGUCUGCGGACUUUGUUUUAAAAAUGACUUCCCAAAGGAGUGUGAAGUGAAGAAAUCUGUGAAUCAGAUUAGGGAUAGGAGCAUUUGCAGUGCAAUGACGCCAGUAUAGUUUGAUCAAGCUGACACAAAUAUGACAACAGUAGCCUAACAGAUGAAGCAUGAAUGAACACUGAAAGAAUAAAAUGGUCCAUGAUGAGUACUUGCAGGCGACAGAAGUCUUACCCCCGUCACUGAUCCUUUAUACCUGGUUGUGUGAGUGAAUGAUGGAUCACAUGUUUUGGACAUUUUUUCAUUCUUACAGAGGAUAGGACAGCGGUGCAUUGUGGGGUGAAAUAAGUUGCUGGGCAUGCCCGCAAGUAAAAAAUGCCGUUGCUUCUGCGUAGAUGUCACCUCAGCCAAUGAGACCCGACUUGUGUUGUGGAGGGUGGGUCUAAAACCAGGUUCUUUCUUUUCUGGAUGAGCAGGACGUAUCCUGAACCUGCACCCUUUGGGAAAGUGAUUGUUCAAUUAUUUAAGCUUCAGAAAGACGAGUAAAGUCAAAAGUCGCCACCAUGUCGGAGAAGAAAGCUGUCAUAAAGAACGCAGACAUGUCCGACGAAAUGCAGCAGGAUGCAGUGGACUGUGCCAUGCAAGCAAUGGAGAAAUAUAAUAUUGAAAAGGACAUUGCUGCUUAUGUCAAAAAGGAGUUUGACAAGAAGUACAACCCCACAUGGCACUGCAUUGUUGGAAGAAACUUUGGAAGUUAUGUUACACAUGAGACAAAGCAUUUUAUUUACUUCUACCUCGGGCAAGUGGCCAUUCUGCUCUUUAAGUCUGGCUAACAACUGAAUGUGCAGCCAGGCUUUUGAAACUGUCAGCUACACCACAGACCUACCUCUUAAGAAAUAUUUCUACAUUAUUGCCUAAAGAGGUCCGCAAAACAUACAGGGUCUCUGGAAAGCUUUUUUUUUUUCAUGUUAAUUAUAUUGAUGGUAUGUAAACUACAGAACUGGUAUUUGUUGAGAUUGUCUCAUUUUCAAUAAGCAGUUUCUUCAAACAAAAAUAUUUAUGUGCACAAUAUUGUUUCUAAUUUUGUUGUUAAAAAAAUAAAAAGCUGUAGGAAUAUAA